Molecule: messenger RNA, 1924 nt
Organism: Zingiber officinale
Lineage: Eukaryota; Viridiplantae; Streptophyta; Magnoliopsida; Zingiberales; Zingiberaceae
Product: protein FIZZY-RELATED 3-like
Exons: 10
Coding region: 144-1559 (471 amino acids)
Biological process (GO): anaphase-promoting complex-dependent catabolic process; positive regulation of ubiquitin protein ligase activity; positive regulation of anaphase-promoting complex-dependent catabolic process
Cellular component (GO): anaphase-promoting complex
Molecular function (GO): ubiquitin ligase activator activity; anaphase-promoting complex binding; protein binding
Source: RefSeq, a predicted model, not a curated record
AUCCUCCGCUCCCUGUUACCGUUGCUAAUAGCUCUCUUGCGCUCCUUCUCUCCCUCUUCCUCUUGAUCUCCAUCUCAAUCUCUUCUUCAUCGUAGCUCAAAUCAAAGAGAGGAAGAGGAGCAGGUUGUGGUCGAUCUGCAACGAUGGAGUCGAGGAAGAGUCGAUUAAACCUCCCCGCCGGCAUGGAGUCUUCGCUCCGCCUCGAUCCUGUCCCCUCCGUCUCCUUCUUUCCGGCCAUCCCGAAGACGCCCUCCCCCAAGAAGACUACCUAUGGAGACCGAUUCAUCCCCUGUCGCUCAUCCUCCCGGCUACAGAACUUCGCGCUGACAGAGAAACCCUCGCCGUCCAAGGAGGGUGGGAAUGACGCCUACUCCCGCCUGCUUCGAGCAGAGCUCUUUGGGCACGAUCCUUCUCCUGGAGGCACCCCUGGAGGCGCCCAGGGUUCUCCGAUAAGCCCCAACAAGAAUCUAUUUCGAUUCAAGACGGAUCACCCCGCUCCAAGCUCUCCCUUCGCUGUCUCUUCCAUGGGGAUCGGGCACGAUAACGCCGUGGAGGUCUCCACGCCACCCAAAAUUCCAAGGAAGAUUCCAAAAACGCCGCACAAGGUCUUGGACGCGCCCUCGCUUCAGGAUGAUUUUUACCUGAAUCUGGUCGAUUGGUCCUCCCAGAAUGUUUUGUCUGUUGGACUUGGGACUUGUGUGUAUCUUUGGUCAGCAACCACAAGCAAGGUGACAAAAUUGUGCGAUUUGGGCAAUAGAGAUGGUGUCUGCUCAAUCCAGUGGAGCAAAGAAGGUUCUUACUUAGCAAUUGGAACAAGUCUUGGAGAUGUUCAGAUUUGGGAUGGCACACGCUGCAAAAUGAUUCGAAACAUGGGCGGACACUCUACAAGGACUGGAGUAUUGGCUUGGAGUUCAUGCAUAUUAUCUUCAGGGAGUAGGGACAAGAAUAUACUUAAUCAUGACCUUCGAAUUCCAAGUGAUUUUGCUAGCCAGCAUGUUGGUCAUAGAUCUGAGGUUUGUGGACUAAAAUGGUCCCAUGACGAUCGUGAACUUGCAUCUGGUGGAAAUGACAAUCAGCUCUUAAUUUGGAACCAGCGGUCUCAAAGCCCAAUCUUUAAACUAACAGAGCAUACAGCUGCAGUUAAAGCCAUUACUUGGUCACCCCACCAGCAUAACCUCGUUGCAUCAGGAGGUGGAACGGCAGAUAGGUGCAUCCGCUUCUGGAACACUAGUAAUGGGAACAUGCUUAACUGUGUGGACACCGGUAGUCAGGUCUGUAAUCUAGCAUGGAGUAAGAAUGUAAAUGAACUAGUGAGUACGCAUGGUUACUCCCAGAAUCAAAUCAUGGUGUGGAAGUAUCCAUCUUUGAACAAGGUAGCUACGCUAACAGGCCACACGCUUCGUGUUCUUUAUCUUGCCAUGUCACCAGAUGGGCAGACGAUAGUGACUGGAGCAGGCGAUGAAACACUCAGAUUUUGGAACGUUUUCCCUUCAAUCAAGACACCAGCUCCUGUGCGUCAUACUGGAGUUUGGUCCAUGGGGCGAACGCAUAUCCGAUGAUCAGGUAGAAAAACACAAUGGGCAGAAAGGAACCACUUUGUGAAUUUUCUAACAACAAAAUAAGUUCCUCAAUCAUAAAUGAUACCUUUAUUUUUUUAUAAAACAAAUUGUGCUCCCACACCAACUGCAAUUCAUAACAACAAAUUCAUAUGAUCGCUAUUAUUUCUGCUUGAGGUUGUCAGAGAAAAAGAGUUUAGAAACACCUUAAAAGUUUCAAUUCUUGUUUGUUAACAAUUCUUACUAAAUUAGCUUGUAUCAAGUGCUAUUUUCUACAAUGUUUAUGUGAAUGUGGAGGUCUUACUAAGCAUAUUCCAGAGUGGCUGUACUGUAUACUAUAAUACUACAGAGUGGUUGAUUUAUAUUUA